This is a messenger RNA of Salvia miltiorrhiza (redroot sage), 1270 nucleotides long. Its product is annotated as pollen-specific leucine-rich repeat extensin-like protein 1. NCBI's taxonomy places the organism in Eukaryota, Viridiplantae, Streptophyta, Magnoliopsida, Lamiales, Lamiaceae. Gene Ontology annotation, molecular function: metal ion binding. The coding region runs from base 245 to 1042 and encodes 265 amino acids. The record is from RefSeq and is a predicted model, not a curated record. The transcript is spliced from 3 exons.
GAAUAUUAAGGUGAGUUGUGGCUAUCGGUGCCAGCACAUGCAAACACAGAGUAAAGAGUCAGCAAUAUAGGCCCCUUUCCUUUUUCUCUCUCUAGUAGGAGAGAUAAAGUUUGUAUGUUUGAUGAAUUAGGACGUCACUUUUCAAUCUCUUUACAUACUGCCCACUUUCUACUCCUCUUCCUUCCGAAGCCACCCCUUCUCUUCUCUCUCUCUCUACAACUCUCUCUCAACUCAUCGCUCACUCAUGGCAACUGAAAAGGUCACUCUAAUGAUACUAACGGCUGAUCUCCAAUGUCCCAGCUGCUACAAGAAGAUCAGAAAAACUCUUUGUAAAUUUCCCCAAAUUCGAGACCAAGUGUAUGAUGAGAAGAAGAACGAAGUGAAAGUGACGGUGGUGUGCUGUAGCCCGGAAAAGAUUCGUGACAAAUUGUGCUGCAAGGGUGGCAAAUCCAUCAAAACCAUCAAGAUUGUAGAGCUCAAGCCCGCCGAUAAGCCCAAAGAGCCCGAAAUGCACAAACCCGCUCCCAAACCCGAGAAGCCCAAGGAGCAUCCGAAAGGGCCCGAAAAGCCUAAAGGCGACGACAAGCCGAAAGCUGCAGGCCCGCCGGCCGAAAAGCCCAAAGGCGACGACAAGCCGAAAGCUGCAGGCCCGCCGGCCGAAAAGCCCAAAGGCGACGAUAAGCCGAAAGCAGCAGCCCCUCCGGCCGAGAAGCCCAAGGAGGCUCCAAAGCCCGAAUCGGCCGCGAUGCCGCCGGCAGCUAUGCAGAUGUUGGGGCCCGGCCCGGCCCUAGUGCAUGGUGUUCCGUCGGUUUUCCCCUACUCCGGGCCGAGCCACGAUGCUUAUCCGCCCGGCCCGUAUUACCACGGCUACGGAUUUCCCCCGCCUUCACAGCCAAUAUAUGAUGGAUAUUACGGGCAUGGGCAUGGGCAUGGGCAUGGAUGCGGGUAUGGAUACGGGUAUGGUGGAAUAGCUCAACAUGCCCAUGUGAAUAGAGAUAACUACUUUAGUGAUGAAAACCCUCAAACUUGCACUAUCAUGUAAUGGCGUAAUUAAAUGCUAUUCUGGUAUCACACGUUGCGUUUCAUUUUUGUUAAAUCAUAUAAAUGAAUAUGAUUAAAAGCAAAAACCAAGGUUAUAGAAAAAGAAUAAGAUUAAUGUAGUUGUCGGUGGGCAAUAUGGUUGUACUUAAAAGUCGAGAGUAUAAAUUUUGUUACUUUUCCUUUUUGUAUUAAUAAAAAGUUGUCAUUAAUGAUUAAUGACUUUUUGUCA